AUGGCCGACGGUGGAGGUUGGAGUACUAUUGAGUCUGACGAGGGCGUAUUCACCUCGUUGAUCGAAAAUCUAGGCGUCAAGGGUGUUCAAUUCGAAGAACUCAUUUCCCUUGAUGCUGAUACGAUACGUUCACUAAACCCCGUCUACGGUGUCAUCUUCCUCUUCAAAUGGAUCGGCAGACAAUCACGCAACGCCAACACCCCCGAAGACGGAACCUACGACCAAACUGCCGCAUCAGAGCAGGGACUCUUCUUCGCCGCACAAACAAUCCAAAACGCAUGCGGAACACAAGCCAUUUUAUCCGUGAUACUAAACCAGGACAAACCAAACACAGCGGGAGGCGGCACUGCGUAUCCGAUCGAUAUCGGAUCAGAGCUAUCAUCAUUCAAGAGUUUCACGCAGGGAUUUCCGUCGGAUUUAUUAGGUGAAGCACUCUCGAACUCUGAAGUGAUUCGUACAGCGCACAAUGCUUUUGCGCGAGCAAGUCCGUUUGUAGAUGAAACGCAACGAACUGCUCAGGACGAUGAGGGGGAUGUCUACCAUUUCAUUGCUUAUACGCCUGUAAACGGGAAAUUAUACGAACUAGACGGUCUACAGCCGUACCCCAUCAACCACGGCGAGUGCGACACCGAAUCCUUCCCCGAAAAAGUAAUCGAAGUCCUCCAGCGCCGGAUUGCGCGAUAUCCAGCUGGUGAAGUACGAUUUAACCUGAUGGCCGCAGUACGAGAUCUAAGAAUUCGAGCGCAAGAAUUCGGGGAUACGGAAUUAUUGGAACGGGAGAAUGCGAAGAGGAGGGCAUGGGCGUGGGAGAAUACGUUGCGGCGCUCGAAUUUUGUUGGAUUUAUAGGUGAGGUAGCUAAGGGAGUGGUGGAGAAGAAGGUUAAGGAUGGGAAGUAUGAGGAGUGGAUUGAGGAGGCGAAGAAGGAGACGUUACGGAAGGCAGAGGCGAGGAGGAAGGGGUACUGA
This is a messenger RNA of Talaromyces stipitatus ATCC 10500, 966 nucleotides long. RefSeq names its product 26S proteasome-associated ubiquitin C-terminal hydrolase, putative. The record is from RefSeq and is a predicted model, not a curated record. The coding region runs from base 1 to 966 and encodes 321 amino acids. NCBI's taxonomy places the organism in Eukaryota, Fungi, Ascomycota, Eurotiomycetes, Eurotiales, Trichocomaceae. Gene Ontology annotation, biological process: ubiquitin-dependent protein catabolic process; protein deubiquitination. Gene Ontology annotation, cellular component: cytoplasm. Gene Ontology annotation, molecular function: cysteine-type deubiquitinase activity. The transcript has 3 exons.